This is a messenger RNA of Hibiscus syriacus, 3797 nucleotides long. RefSeq lists its product as uncharacterized. Gene Ontology annotation, molecular function: ribonucleoside triphosphate phosphatase activity. Bases 113 to 3685 code for a protein of 1190 amino acids. The transcript is spliced from 12 exons. Lineage: Eukaryota; Viridiplantae; Streptophyta; Magnoliopsida; Malvales; Malvaceae. The record is from RefSeq and is a predicted model, not a curated record.
AAAUUGAGUGAAUCCAUGGCUUGAACCAGAAAACUGUGUACUAUUUGAAAAUACCAAUAGCAAUGGCGUCGGGUUCUGUAUCUGCCGCUCGCAGUUCCGUAGAGGUGGAACGAUGGCAGGUGUUGGGAAAUGCUUCCUCGUUACUGGCCCUCCCGGCGUGGGUAAAACCACUGUGAUUAUGAGGAUAUGCGAGAGCCUGAAGCACUCUAACCCCAACAUCAAGCUUCAGGGUUUCUACUCUCAAGAGAUUCGACAGGGAGGUGAGAGGGUAGGGUUUGAAGUCGUCACCUUGGAUGGUCGCAGAGGUCGCCUCGCCUCCUCCACUAUUUCCAGUCCAGAAGCUCAUCGGUGGCCUGCUGUUGGGAAAUACAAAGUGGAUAUAGCAUCGUUUGAAUCAUUAGUUUUGCCUGAAUUGAAGAUCAGAGAAGAUACUGAUCUCUUCAUUGUCGAUGAAGUUGGUAAAAUGGAGCUGUUCAGUUCAUACUUCUUUCCAGCCAUCCUAAAUAUUCUUCAAUCCAAUAUUCCUCGCAAAGCUUUACCUGCAGUUGUAAGGUUGAAGAAUCAUCCAGGUGCAGCAACAGGGAUGCUGCGAAAGAGCAAAUGUACUCUCUGUUGGUGGGUAUGCUUCAUAAACCUUAGAUACUGGAUUAGGUUACUGAUUCAAACUUGUCUGAUGAUGUAUCUGGUUCACCCAAUUAGUAAUGGAUAUAGUAUGACUCGUAUUGAACUCCUGUUUUUAUCAGUUUCUGUACAUGUAUACGCACACAGUGGCUUAAGAUAUGGAGCUCGUGAAGAAAAUGUUGUUAAUGGAAGUGCAGAUUUGCUUGGUUGGUUGCAAAGUUUGAUUAGAUUGGAAAUACCCUUCCAUUGUUUGCCUUUCUACGAGGUCAAUAAUGCUGCUUGCAUCUCUUACAGAUCACAACUAGAAUUCAAUGAAGAACAGAACACCUUUCAAUGCAUCCCAUUCUGCAGCCUGCGAUCCGGUGGCUGCAUGGGAGGCAUAUUUAAUCUUUUUGACUUUCAUCAAGGCAGCAUGGCCAGAAAAAAACUUGCAAAGAAGAAACACGUAGACGUCCUGGAAACUCCGCGAAAUAGCUUGGAGAUGCAGUUAGACCCUUCCCAGAGCUACUAUGCCGUAGGAGAUCAGCCGAACUCUUAUCAAGUGGAAGAAGACUGGUCAGCGAGGAACUAUUAUAAAACCGAGGCUUCAAUGAAGAAAUUGCUAAGUGAGGAGAUGUCCAAACAGUUUAACUCCAGACACAAUUCACCUAGUAUUGUUGCCAGAUUGAUGGGGAUGGAUCCGUUGCCAUCUGAUACAAAAUCUGUAGCUCAAUCGGUUACGAAGAAGAGUGAUAACCAGCGAGUCGAGCUUUCUGGAAGGGAGAAAAAUGUCAAGGGAUCUAACUUAUAUUUCUUGAAACAAAUGGAAGUUGACUCUAUAUACAGUACAAGAGACAGAGAUGCUGAGAGAUGGAACGCCGACCUUAAAGUCGGAAAGCCUAGGCGUCGGGAACAUCCUCAGGAGGAAGAAUUGAAAAGGUUUAAGAAAGAAUUUGAAGCAUGGCAAGUGGCUAGGCUUAGGGAAUGUACAAAGGUUAUUGAUGUUGGAAACAUUUCUACUCAUCAAUUCACUCGAGGGAAAUCGAACAACGAAAGGAAGACACAUUAUGCGGAUUCAGUACCAGCGAUGCAUGAGAAGCCUGUGGAUUCCAAGAGGUUUGCAGUACAAGAAAAGGGCUUGAACAUGCACUUGCACCAUCAGAGGUCUAAAUCAGAUCUCUUUACAGACCGGCAACAUGAAUUGAGAAGACGAAGCACAAAUAAAGAUUUUUGUGUACCUUCAACAAUGGAUUAUAAUGAGAAACUGGAUGCUGCUCCCACAAGAAUAGUGAUCUUGAAGCCUGGACCUGAUGGGAUUUAUGAUCAUGAAGAAUCAUGGACAUCUUCGCCUAGUACUUCCCAAGAGAGAGCUAGUAUGGAGGAUUUUCUCGACAAGGUAAGGGAACGACUAAAAUCGGAACUGCAAGGUAAAGCUUUUAAUGGGAAAAAGAGUUUUGUGGUCAGAGGAAGUGGAAUUGAGACCCCUUUCAGUGAAAAGCCAUCAUCUGGUCCAAGACAAAUUGCUAAGCAUAUAGCAAAUCAGGCCAGAGAAAAUGGCAGUAGGGAUAUCAGAAUGAAUUUAGUUCGAUCCGAAUCAACCAGAUCAAAUAGAAGUGACAUUCUGUUCAAUGAACCGGGUUCCCCCGAGUUCAUCGACCGAGAUACAAGAAGAUUCUUGUCAAAGAGACUGAGGAAUGUGCUAAAGGAAGAAACACAGUAUGAUGUACCAAUAUUUCCCUCAUGCAACUCUAGAUCAUCCGUGUUUGAUAAUGGAAGGGAGAGGAUAAAAAGAAUGCAAGACAUAUCAAAAUCCGGAAAUGAGCAGAGUGACUGGGAAAUUGUUAAACAUGUACAAGAAAUGCAAACCAGAUCUUUCAGGCAUGGAGAUGAUGUUUGGCCGUUAAACAGUGAACCAUCUCCUAGAAAUCUCGUUAGGUCCUUGUCAGCCCCCAUCUCCCGAACAUCAUUCGGGAAGCUACUUUUAGAGGACCGCCAUAUUGUAUCCGGUGCACAUAUCAGGACGAAGCAUGAAGGCAUUGAAACUGCAUCAGGAGACAUUAGAAGAAGGCAAAAAUUCAACUUUAAAGAAAAAGUUUCCAAUAUUAAAUACGGUUUGACGCUUAGGCCGAGGCUAUUCGGAAAGAAGAUUCAAUCCAUGGUGGAGUCAUUCGGUGCCGAUAAUGAUCUUGCAAAAGAUAUCUUGAGCGGACCAACAGUUAUUAUGAACUUUGGCAAGUGCCAAGAGAAUCCUACAGAGGUACCUCCUAGUCCGGCAUCUUUUUGCGGCAGUCCACAUGAAGAAUUUUGGACGGAGGUCGAUUAUCUCAGCCCAAUAUCAACACCGGAUGUGACUUUGGGAGAAGAUAAUACCAUACCACUGGCUUUCAGAGGGAUCAGUUCUAAUUUGAAUGAGCUGAGGAGGCAACUGAAUGAAGUAGAGUCCGAUAAGGCAAACCGCAUAACCAUAGAAAAGGAGCUUACUGAAUCUGAAACAGUGAAUCCAGAGGACCACGCACAAGGAUACAUAAGAGAUCUGCUUAUUGCUUCCGGUUUGUAUGAUGGUUUGUGUGACAAAUCCUUCUUAUCAAGGUGGGAUCCAUUAGUGAAGCCUAUAAGUAAAUCCGUCUUUGAACAAGUGGAAGAAUAUCAUAGAAAAUCAGCCAAGGAGAAUGAUAAGAAGGUAGAUCACAAACUGUUACAUGAUUUGUCGAAUGAAGCACUUUCGACCAUACUCGGGCCACCGGUGGCCAUGUCGAGGUUCAAGAGAAAGAUUCUCGGUUCCACCAUAUCGACACCUCCGGAGGGAAGGAAACUAUUGAAUUCUGUGUGGGAGAUUGUCCACAUUAAUUUACACCCGCCAAACAAUAGAUACAACUACUCACUCGAUACUAAGGUGGCCGGAGAUCUACGUUCCACCCCGUGGACCGGCUUGGUGGACGAGGAAACUAAUGGAUUGGAAAGAGAGGUGGAAUGGCACAUUAUUGGAGAUCUGGUUGAGGAAAUUGUGAAGGACAUAUGCAUUUAUGAGUGUUGUAGGAAGCAGAUGUUAGAUUUAAGUAGGGAGACAGUGAAGGCAAAUACAUAGAGGUGAUUCUUUUACAAAAGGUGAACGUUAUGGGAGAUUGGCUGUCCCUUGUACAUAUUGUUUUGCCGAGUUUGUGACAUAGAGAGGUUAAGUUGAUGAGGUUUAUACAUAC